Molecule: messenger RNA, 1956 nt
Organism: Amyelois transitella
Lineage: Eukaryota; Metazoa; Arthropoda; Insecta; Lepidoptera; Pyralidae
Gene: LysRS
Product: lysine--tRNA ligase
Exons: 8
Coding region: 137-1879 (580 amino acids)
Biological process (GO): lysyl-tRNA aminoacylation
Cellular component (GO): cytosol; aminoacyl-tRNA synthetase multienzyme complex; cytoplasm
Molecular function (GO): tRNA binding; lysine-tRNA ligase activity; ATP binding
Source: RefSeq, a predicted model, not a curated record
CUGACAUUAACAGGUUCAGUGUGUCAUGCACGUUGACCAACGUUGCUAUUAUUUUUAGGUUAAGUUUAUGAUAGAAUUGUGAGCUAGUUGCUAGAGGGCUAAAUUCAUUGAAUUAAUCAAAUAGAUCAAGCAAGCAAUGGCUGAAGCUCCCAGUGAAAAAUUGUCCAAGAAUGAAUUGAAACGUCGGUUAAAAGCAGAACAAAAGUUAAAAGAAAAAGCUGAAAAAGCUGCCCAGCAACCCGCACCUGCAGCUGCAGAAAAAAAAAGUACUAAGCUCGAAGAAGAAAUUAGCCCUAAUGAGUAUUAUAAGUUGCGAUCAUCUGCCAUUGAGGCCCUCAAAAAAGGACCCAAAGAUGAACACCCAUACCCCCACAAGUUUAAUGUCACAAUAUCCCUAGAGGAGUUUAUUGAAAAGUACAACAAUCUCAAUAAUGGAGAAGUUAUGGAGAAUGUUACUUUGUCACUGGCUGGCAGAGUGCAUUCAAUAAGAGAAUCUGGUGCAAAACUCAUAUUCUAUGACUUGAGAGGGGAAGGUGUCAAACUUCAGGUAAUGGCUAAUGCUAAAAUGUAUGAGUCAGAAGAGAAAUUUGAAAAAGACACUGAUAAAUUGAGAAGAGGAGAUAUUAUUGGCUGUAUUGGUCAUCCUGGUAAGACCAAGAAGGGAGAGUUGUCUAUCAUACCAAAAAGUAUUAAACUGUUGUCACCCUGCCUACACAUGCUGCCUCACUUACACUUUGGCUUAAAGGACAAGGAAACUAGGUUUAGAAAACGAUAUUUAGAUCUCAUUUUAAAUGAUAAGGUACGACAAACGUUUUAUACCAGAGCAAAAAUAAUUGCUUACAUUAGACGUUUUUUGGAUAACAUGGGCUUCCUUGAAAUUGAAACACCAAUGAUGAACAUGAUCCCAGGUGGUGCUACUGCCAAGCCGUUCAUCACACAUCACAAUGAACUCAAAUUGGAUCUGUACAUGAGGAUUGCCCCAGAAUUGUAUCACAAAAUGCUGGUGGUGGGUGGGCUUGACCGUGUCUAUGAAAUUGGAAGACAAUUCAGGAAUGAGGGAAUCGAUUUGACUCAUAACCCUGAAUUUACUACUUGUGAGUUUUAUAUGGCUUAUGCAGAUUAUCAUGACCUCAUAACCAUGACAGAGUCCAUGAUAUCUGGUAUGGUGAAGAGUAUUCAUGGUACCUACAAGAUAAAAUACCAUCCAGAUGGUCCUGAUGGUGAGGAGGUUGAGAUUGAUUUCACCCCUCCAUUUGCAAGAGUGCCCAUGAUUGCAACCCUGGAAAAAGUUCUGAGUGUCAAGCUACCAUCUGCUGACAAGUUUGACAGUCCUGAAGUGAAUACUCUCCUAAGUCAAUUGUGUGAAAAGCAUGAGAUUGAGUGCCCGCCCCCUAGAACAACAGCUAGGUUGCUGGAUAAGCUAGUUGGGGAGUUCCUUGAGGAGAAAUGUAUUAAUCCAACAUUCAUCCUUGAUCAUCCUCAAAUCAUGAGUCCAUUAUCCAAAUAUCACAGAGAUGCACCCGGCCUCACCGAAAGAUUCGAGCUGUUUGUUAUGAAAAAAGAAAUAUGCAAUGCGUACACAGAGUUGAAUGACCCGGCCACACAGAGAGAGAGAUUUGAACAGCAAUCGAAAGACAGAGCUGCGGGUGACGACGAAGCUCCUCCCACAGACGAGGCAUACUGCACGGCUUUGGAGUAUGGCCUGCCACCUACUGGCGGUUGGGGCUUAGGAGUUGACCGCCUAACUAUGUUCCUUACCGAUUCUAAUAAUAUCAAGGAGGUGUUGUUAUUCCCUGCGAUGAAACCUGAUGACCCAAAUAAGAACGUCGGGGAGGAUGACAAGGCUUCUGGUACGACGGCAGUUCGAAAUGGAGAAUAAUUUUAUAUAAUAUUUAAUUAAUGGUGUGCUCUGGCUCUUUUAUAGUUUCGCUUAAUUUAAAUUAUUGUCGACUAACA